Messenger RNA from Gastrolobium bilobum, 1435 nucleotides. RefSeq lists its product as uncharacterized. NCBI's taxonomy places the organism in Eukaryota, Viridiplantae, Streptophyta, Magnoliopsida, Fabales, Fabaceae. The record is from RefSeq and is a predicted model, not a curated record. The transcript has a single exon. Bases 15 to 947 code for a protein of 310 amino acids.
CAACAUCAAGAACUAUGCAAGACUCAAUUGGGAUUCCUGCUUGCUUUUCUUCUGCAGAGAAGCUGAGUGAUGAUCAUGGGGCUGUGACCCGUUCAGGUCAGAGCGUUUACAGAACAAAGGUUGCUGAUCACUGCCGCUUGAUCACCAUCACAUGGUGCAAAAAUUUGCUGCUUCAUGGCCUAUCAGUAUCAGUGGAAGGCCCAGAAGGAGAAACUCAGUAUAGCUGCAAGGUUGAGCUAAAGCCAUGGUAUUUUUGGAGGAAACAAGGUUCCAAGCGCUUCAUAGUAGAUGGUAAUAAAGCUGUUGAUAUUUUCUGGGACCUUAAAGCUGCAAAAUUUAAUGGCGAAACAGAACCAACCUCAGAGUACUAUGUAGCAGUAGUUUGUGAUGAAGAGGUUGUGCUGCUUCUUGGUGAUCUAAAGAAAGAUGCUUACAGAAGGACCGGGUGUAGGCCAGCACUUAUUGAUCCCAUUUUGGUUUCAAAGAAGGAACACAUAUCUGGGAAGAAGAAGUUCUCAACUAGAGCUAAGUUCCACGAGAAGGGUAGGUGGCAUGAGAUCUCAAUUGAGUGUAAGAACAAGGGCAAUGGCGAUUCUGUAAGUGGGGUUCAGCCAGAGAUGGAGAUAAAGAUUGAUGGGCACUUGGUCAUUCAUGUCAAGCACUUGCAAUGGAAGUUUAGAGGCAAUGAGUCAAUUCAUCUCAACAAAAUGAGACUAGAGGUAUAUUGGGAUGUUCAUGAUUGGCUCUUUAGUCCUGGUUUAAAGCAUGCUUUAUUCAUUUUUAAGCCUAUUUUAUCAUCUAAAUCUCUGUCAUCUUCUUCACCACCAUUAGCAUCCUCAUCACCUCCAUCAUCAACUCACACAAGGAGUUCUGGAUCAGUGGAAGGCUUUAGUGUUAGUGGGGCAUCAGAGUUUUGCUUGUUUCUCUAUGCUUGGAAGGUUGAAUGAAAGGACCAUGUUAGCCUAAUGAUAUAUCAUCAUCAACGCCGGCAAAAUAAGGUUGGAAAAGGACUUGGGUCUCCAAGUCAUGGAACAAAAUGGAAUGGGGUGAAGACGCAGAUUGAGAUUGGGUUGAGAAAGAGAGAGAGAGAGAGAGAGAGAGAAAUGGAUUUGGAUUGAAAAAGCCAGUGGGGCCAUACAGGGUUUGGGAGUUAGUUACAGCUGGGGUUGAACAAUUAAGCAUACUUGGACAAUACAGAUUGUAUCACAAUCACACGUUCAAUAAUUCUCCAUCUAGAGGCAUCUAUGUCUACAUCUACAUUUUUCUCAUUGGACGUGCUCUUUCUUGAUCCGAUCUUGAUAACUGAGCUAUAUAUAUAUAUAUAUAUAUUUCUACCAAAGGUACAUACAUGUUGUCUAAAUUUUGUAUCACAGAAAUAUAGACAGUAGAUUACUGAACUGAAUGUCUGUAUUUUCCCAUAAGAUGUUCAUGCAUG